CGGAAGCCCGGAAGGCGAUAGCCGGACCGCGGUGGCCUGAAUGCGCUGCGCAGCGGCCGGGCGCGCGUGCGCACUGCGCUGCCGGGGUUGCAGCCGUGGUCCGGGGGGUGCCUGCGGCGGAACCCCUCUUCUCCCCACCUUCGAGGCCCGGCCGAGGACCGCAGCCUUCGCUUGGGCGGCUCGGCCCCGGCCGUGAGGGGCCUGGCGGAGACGGCUGCGUGCGCACGGAGCCCAGGCACGGCGCACCGGAGAGGGCCCACGGCAUGGCGGAAAACCGAGAGCCCCGCGGGCCCGCGGAGGCCGAGCUGGACCCGGUGGAAUACACCCUGAGGAAACGCCUUCCUCACCGCCUGCCCCGUCGGCCCAACGACAUAUACGUCAACAUGAAGACUGACUUUAAGGCCCAGCUGGCCCGCUGUCAGAAACUGCUGGACGGAGGGGCGCGGGGCCCGAACGCGUGCACGGAAAUCUACAUCCACGGGCUGGGCCUGGCCAUCAACCGUGCCAUCAACAUCGCCCUGCAGCUGCAGGCCGGCAGCUUCGGGUCCUUGCAGGUGGCCGCCAAUACCUCCACCGUGGAACUCGUGGAUGAGCUGGAACCGGAGUCUGAUGCGCGAGAGCCGCUGACCCGGAUCCGCAACAACUCGGCUAUCCACAUCCGGGUCUUCAGGGUCACACCCAAGUGAUGCAGGCCAAACUGGGUCCCCUUCUCCACCGACUCCCCUCAAGACUAAGCCAGGCCCCCCGUGGUGCACUUGCGGGAUGGCAGUUCUUAUUCUGGGUUCUGGCCUGGAGGUGCCCUCCCCCCCCUCACAUCCAUGUAAGAAAAGCCCAUAGGACUCUGGAUUGAGGACAGAGAAAUUGCCUCUUCUUGGUCCCCAGGGGAGGAUGUUCCUCCUGCUAUACAAUAAAAAAUACCGCCCCC
This is a messenger RNA of Dipodomys spectabilis (banner-tailed kangaroo rat), 925 nucleotides long. It is a transcript of the gene Pop7, whose product is annotated as POP7 homolog, ribonuclease P/MRP subunit. Gene Ontology annotation, molecular function: nucleic acid binding. Gene Ontology annotation, cellular component: nucleolar ribonuclease P complex; nucleus; ribonuclease MRP complex. Lineage: Eukaryota; Metazoa; Chordata; Mammalia; Rodentia; Heteromyidae. Bases 264 to 686 code for a protein of 140 amino acids. The transcript is spliced from 2 exons. The record is from RefSeq and is a predicted model, not a curated record. Gene Ontology annotation, biological process: tRNA 5'-leader removal.